UCCUGUGCCGGACUAAGAGUUGGGCUGGAUGAUCCUUGUGGGCAGAAUAUUCUCUGAUUCUGUGAUUCUUCCAGCGCGCCCGGGGAGGAGCCUAGGAGCCAGGAAAACGAGAGCCUUCGCUUCCAGCGGGCCACCUGCAGGCCGGCUGCCCUCCGCCGAGCGCCGAGCCCGCUCCCGGCCUCCUCGGUAGGAAGCGGAAGGGCCGGCGGGGCCGGGAGCGGGCCGGGACCUGCCGGAACCGCCGACGGGAGCCCCGGAACACCCGCCGGGAACCCCCGGAACACCCAAUGGGCGCGGAGCCCCCCCCGCGGGGCGGGCUGAGGCGGCGGGGCCGGAGCAGAGCGGGGCCGGGCCGGGGCGAUGCUGCUGCGCCUGGUGCCCGAGUUCGAGCUGCGGAGGGACGUGGUGCCCUGGCUGGCGGCGCGGGGCUGGGCCGCGGCUCUAGAUACUUCUGAGAAUUCAUCAGCACUAUAUGUUGUAAAUGUUGAAAGAAAUGGAAAAAUUAUUUAUACCUGGAAGGGAAGUCAGAGAAAUACUCAUAUUGGAUUGUAUGACCUUCAAACUAAACAAAAUGAGCACCUCUAUACAUUUGAGAAGGAUCUGCACAUAAUCAGCUGUUCAGUCAACAAUGAAAGGACAUUAUUAGCUGUCAGCUUCCAUCAAUACACAGAGGACGAAACAGCAAGUCAGCUGUUACAGUCAGGUACUGCAAGUGGGUUGUUUGAAUACUGUUUGAAAUAUCAUACCCUUUUGCUUGCUGUCCCACAUAAUUUCUGUUCAGAAAACAAAAUUGUGUACAUAAAAGAGUGUUAUCUAAAACAUGUCCUUUUUUCAGUAUCCAAGUAUUUAACCCUGCUAAUUGAAAUUCAUCCCAUUAAUAAUGUGAGAGUCCUGAAGGCUGUGGAUAGCUGCGUUCGAGUGCAGUUUCUUUAUCCAGUUGAAGACAGAAAUGCUUCUACAGAAAGUCGCCUUUUGCUAGUUUCAGAAGAUAAAUAUAUCGAACAGUUUGACAUUCGUGUUGUUGCAGAAGAACAUAAAGUGGUGAUUCAAAAGUCAGGUCAACUUCCAAGAGCCAAAGUUGCAGAUGAUCUCGUUUGGGCACAGUGGGAUAUGAUGGAACAGAGGCUUUUCUACAUUGUUCCAAAGGAAUCAAAGAGUGCUUUAAGGUGUGUCCAGUUUUAUCCUGAUGAACAUUUUAACGCAAUACUGGAAUCACACCUGGAUAUUUCUGUAAAUGACACACAAUUGAAACUUGUGAAUUUUGGAUAUGAUUGCUGUCAAGACCAAGAUGUUGCAUCUAGAUCUUUGAACCUUCAGGUUUUUACAAGUAAAGCAGGAGGCUUGUGUGUGUGUUGUAGUCUAGCCUCUGAUACUCCUGAUGAAAUCAUGUACUCCAUAUAUUUUUUACAUAAAGGUUACAACAAAACUUUUACGGUUUCUCUAGAAAGAACAGAAUCUCAUCAAUUGAAGGAAGUGGCUUUUAUGAAUCUUGACUAUUAUGUGGCUGCUUAUUUGCCUGGCCAGUUCCUGCACCUCCUGAAUAUCCGACAUCCUGACCUGCUGUGCCAUAGUUUAUUUCUGACAGGUGAGGAUGCAAGAAUUGACACGUUACAAAACUGUUCCAUCCGAUCCCCACUCGUGUCAACAGUUUUGGAUUGCAAAGCAGGGAGUCUGUAUGCUGUGAGCAUCAGUGACAGUACCUUGCUGCAGCUCCUACAGAGGAGCAAACGAGACAGUGAGAGAUUGGCAGCUCUGCAUUGUGCCCUGCUCUACUUCCAGCACACAGAAGAUUUGGAAAUGCAGAUUAUUCGGUGGAUUUCUGAGAACAUGUCGACAUGUCAUUCUUUUGACGCCAUUCAAGAAUUUAUCAUUGCCUCCCUGUACUGCAGAAUGUGUCCAGAAACUCAAAACCUGGAUAAACUUUUGCCCUACACAUCAUUGCUUGACUGGAUUGGGGUUGUCCCUGGAGUAAUAUGUGCAACAGACAUUAUUUCCCUACCUGUGUUAGAGUUCCAAAACCCCAAAGGCUUCUGGGAGAAACUCAACUCAAACUUGGAGACUGUGAAGUAUGCAGAGCCCCACUUGCACUACCACAAUAAUGUGCUCAGGAGGGAAUGGCGUAGCCUUUCAGAAGAGAGGGAAGAGAGAAGAACCACAGCAUAUUUGAGGAAUAUUUUUGAAAAUGCCAAAAAGGUGCUUUCUCAUCUAGACACUUGGGACUCUGAGGCGAGGCUGGUCCCUCUCUUUGAAGAGGAGGAUUAUCAGCAGCAAUUACUGAUGGGACUGAUGGUUGCUCAGCUAAAGGAUCACCUUAUGAGACAUCUACAGUAUGUAGGAAAAAAAAAGAUUGACCAAAUAGUUUUGGAUUACGUUGCAAACCUGCUGAAUCUGAUACACCGAAUAAUGAAAGAAGUUUGGAGGAGAUACCAGCUUCAUUCCUGUGUCUUCUGCUUUGAUGAAAGAGGAAGUGCAGGAGAGUUUGCGGUGUUCCACAUCAUGAGUCGGAUUCUGGAAGCAGCAAAUGGCAUGUGCAUGCCUUUACCUCCUGGUUUUCACACUCUGCACUUGGGUCUUGGUGUUCGUUGUCUCCCUCUGCACACCCUCCUGCACUACAUUGAUAUUGGAGUCUUGCAAUUGACAGAAACGUGUGUCAGGAAAUUGCUGAAAGAUCUGGAUGACACUGAACAGAAUGAAAAGCUGAAAUUUAGUAUUGUCAUGAGGCUUCCUGAGGCUCUUGGUCAAAAGGUCCGCCAGUUCUGGAAUCAUCCCAUAAAUGCGAAUUUAAUUGCACGGAAAUAUGUUAAGCUUUUGCUCGAGAACCUGGGAAACAGGCAGUGCACCAGGUCUAUCCCUGAGAGAUUCUCAGUCCCUGUGGAGUUUUUGCCACUGAACUACCUGACGAAUAUGUUGACAGAGAUAGAGAAUCAAGGUGUGCAUCCAUAUGAAAAACAAGACCAUGUUAAUGCAAGAUUUGUAGAGGAAGUGGCACUCAAGCACACUAUGACGCUUUUGGGCCUCAAAUAUUCCUGAAACAUUGUGCUUUUGAAGAAGGCUGUCGAACUGUGGUGCUUGUGUAAAAGUAUUCACUUAAAUGCCAUGUUGUGUCCCGAAUCACCUGCAGUUUUGGGUAGCUGCUGGUACUGACAUGAGCUACUCAAAACAGUGUUUGGUCCAACAUACUAAGGUUGAAAUUACUGACUUCUAGAUAAAUCCUACAGAAAUGCAUUUGACAUGAACCCGAGUUUGAAAUAUAUCUAUGGUUUCAUUUGGAAGUGAUCAAGUAGGUGGAACGACAGCGGCUAUCAAAGCACGCUGUGAAAAUUGGUAUUAAUGUCAUGUAUUUUAACAAGACAGUCCUGGAAAAGGCAGUCCAAAACAGAAACAAGAACCAGUAACUGUUUGCUCAGAUGAAUAAAAGGAUGUCUUGGUGUGAUUAUGUAAAGCAGGUAAGAACAACAAAUCAGUUUUAUGUCAGGCAUCAGUAAUGAUGUAUUCUUUCCUUGUAGUGGUCAUCAGUUACUUUAUGGUACUUCUGCCUCUGGAGCUGCAUUGUAAUAUUUUCAGUUUUGUAAUUAACACAAAAUAUCAUCUCCUUAAAGUGCAUGUGAUAGAUUUUGUUGGGGGUUUCUUGUCUGUUGGUUUUGGGUUUUUUUAAAGAUAUGUAUAAAAUAUUGUAAGCAAUACAGGAUAAGAACAAAGCUUUUGAAAUUUAUCUUAACGGUAUCUUGGACAGAGUUUUACAUAAUUCUUUCUUACAACUUCUAGUGUUACAGUUCAAACCUCAGCUUCAGAAAGGAGCUUAGGGAAGCUGUUUUUCCUUUGUUUUCAACUUUUAUUUGUACAUAACUGAGCCAGUAUUGUUUGUUCUUUUGUUUUAAGUUCUGAAUUGUGACAUUAAUUUAAAAUGGUAAUAGUGGUUUGCUAUGCAGAGAAAAUUGUCAAGUUCUGCCAUGCAGGAUUUCUGCAGUCUUUACUGCAUUUUACAACUCUACAAAAUUUCAGCCUAUUAAACUAGAGAAUCUCAUUAACAUUUUGAUAUAUUUUGGAGGUUUUGAAUAAUAACCUCUGAUAUUUUCUCCUAGUAGUUUUCACUGAUGCUUCCUCUUCCUUACCAGUGAAAUAAAAAGAUCUGGUUCUGGGAGUGACUCUACAAGUUCAUGGUCACUCCCUUGUCCUUGCCAUCAGAGAAGCUUUAGCUUUCUCAGUCACUGCAUAGUGGGAUGGAUUAUCUUUCUCAUUAUAAUUCGAAUUUCUCUGGGAAGUGUAAACUCCAGUCCCAGACUGCAGAACUCCAUGUUGGUGUAUAAGUGGUGGCCACUUUGUUCAUAUUAUAUUAAUAACAGGAGAAGAUUUUCUAACCUUUUCUUUUUAAUGAAAUGUAUUACAACAUAUCUUCAGAUGCAAUAAAACUUUACCUGGGAAAAAAA
Molecule: messenger RNA, 4427 nt
Organism: Myiozetetes cayanensis
Lineage: Eukaryota; Metazoa; Chordata; Aves; Passeriformes; Tyrannidae
Gene: GSAP
Product: gamma-secretase activating protein
Exons: 30
Coding region: 361-3030 (889 amino acids)
Biological process (GO): positive regulation of amyloid-beta formation
Cellular component (GO): trans-Golgi network
Source: RefSeq, a predicted model, not a curated record